AUGCCCAAGAAGGAAAAGGCGAAAAAGGCGCUGACGUCUGCGGUUACCCCGCCGGGUUUCACAGAAGAGGAGCGUUUGCUGGAGGUGCAGUUGCACUGGGACGUGGAUGUGCAAGCAGCUCCAGAGGUGCUGGUUUUCUUACGACUCUUCCAGCAGGAUCACUUCAUUCUUCCUCACCAGCUGCUGAUCGAUUCCAACAGCGACGCUGGCGCUGACGGCCAACACCAGCCCCUUCAGCAGCAACUGUCUGCUGCACCCCCACUGCUCCCCUUAGUCAAGCAAACGGUCCCGGUAAGCAUGCCGACUGCACGCCAUAUACUACUUAAUGAUAUCAAGGCCAAUCGCGUUGACGUGUACGCCCUCCCAGGAGUCGACGAUGUCAACGAAGCCGGCGACAAGCAGACGGGCGGUGUGGCGGGGAAACGGCACCAAGGCGCGGCAACUACUGCUCCAAAAUCCAAAGGAAAGGCAACAGCCGGACUCACCACUCUCCCCGACGGGGCCCGCCACAUUGGGGGAACGGCACUCUCACUUGUCCCGCUUCUUACAAGUUCGACAAUGGACGUCGCUGUGGCGCUCACCGCGGGAUCACUAACCGUUGCUAACGACUACCUGAAUUUCCGAGUGCAGUGCCGUGAUUUGCUGCUGUCUGCGCAGUGCAUGUCUCAGUGUCGCCCAGUGCUGGUGCGUCUGUAUGGUGUCGUGGGACUGCCCACCGUGGCGUCCACAUCUGAUCCCUCAUCUACGAAGUACACGGCUGCUGCCGCGACUGCCAACUCACGCCGUCGCCUGCGUGCGUGUGUUUCGCUAGCAGGGGGACGCGUGACGGUACCUGUGCUGCCGAUCAGACCUGCAAUUUCCGCUGAGGAGGCUGCUGCGCCGCCCUUGUUCCCGCCACGCAGUCCGACAGCCACUUUCCAUGAUCAUGUUCUCUUUUUGAAUGAACUGGGCACGCCUCUCGAUGUGUACCGGAAGCUUUACAGCACCCCAUGUGAGGUGUCGCUAUGGCAAUCCUUUGAGAUGGAUGCGCAGGGGACAGCGGUAGAAGCUGUAGGCGCUUCCGUACUGCCGGGGGGAUGCACAGAGGUCUUACUUGGCAGCGGCAGUUUUUUGGUGCGCGACUUUUUGACAGACGAUCAAACGCACUUUUGUGAGACGGUGCAGCUGCUGCCUGGCCGCACCACCGUGGACCUUGCAAAGGACUGCACAUGUCUCACCACCGGCUGCAGCGUUUCCGUGCACCUCGACUUUUUCCAGCCCUUUCCCCCCCUGCGUCAUGUUGACAAGGAGGGGCAGCCGUUGCCGCGCAAGGCCUUUCUGACGCGUGCUCUUGUGCACCUGCCGUAUGCGGCUCCGUGGAUGGCUGACUUUCUCACUCUUCUUCUGCGCGAGGUUACGGCGUUGCCUCCCGCGACACAGGACGUGCAGCUUUACCUGCCGCCACCGCCACCACCGCCGCUUCCCACCGAAGCCAUGGAGAAGGAAAAGGCGGUUGGGAGGCGCAGAAGCGCCACGCACGGCCGCGGCGCCGCGGCGCCGACCGCCUCUGCGUCGUCAAGGCGACCGAGGAGCGACGGGAGGAGUCACAAGGCGGGAAAGUCAAUCGGAUGCCCUGCUCCACCUGACCUCAUGCCAGCUUCGCCAUCGCCGUCUUUCGCAGACGAGCUAAAGGUAUACUCGCCGCCAGGUCUCAGCGGGUUCGAGGUUGCAGACGGGGAAGAGCGACUGUGGUGCUUUGAGGCAACGGUGCUUGAAGUACAGCAUAUACUCAGUCAGCUUGGCAGCUUUGUGGAGGCGCAUGGCGGUGCGCCGUCGCGGGUGCGCAUGCAUUUCAAUGCCGAGCUGUUUGUGCCACAGCGCGCGUACAUGAAGUUCCCGCCGUUGGUGGUUCCACCAGCUGGAAUGGCAGUCUUAUCAUCACCCAGUGAGGUCGAUGGGUCGUCGGUGGCCUUGGAGGUGGAUCCGAGCGGAACAGGUGGACGGCUUCACCGCAUUCGUUUCCGUAGCACCGUCGGAUCCUUGUGUCGGACGCAGUCCCACUACAUCCGCCACAACCUCUCCGAUGACUGCCUGCAGUGUCUGCUCUCUUUGGCAGCGUUGCUGGGGGCCGGGUCGAUGCGAGAGGCCGAGCUGCGAGGCUGGAUGCCGUCUGCGACGCUUCUCAUCGCCGCAGAGCGCUCUUUUGGUCAAACGCUAGAAAAGGAAGACUUGUUCGGCGUCGCCUUGACCACCCCUGAUGCAUCGCAGACCGCAGUGACGGCGUUGGUCUCAAAAGAUGAUAUUGCGGACGGUGCGCCCGAGAGAAGCGCUGGCGGUGCCGCUGCAUCCCUGAUGGCUGGGGCGGCGGUAGGGUCGCUGGUGUUCUUCGACGGUAUCCUUAAGACUGGGACUCGACGACCUGUGCCCGCCACCGUUCGCCUGCGUUUCCCUGUCUCUGCUUGGAUGGUGGUGACCAAAACUAAGGAAGAGGUGCUCUGCGCUUUCCCGCACAACUCCCCCACCGGCCUCGUACAGUACCACAUUGAGGGGCAGGUAGUGCAGUGCUCUACUACAACCUUGCUGUACGUGCUCAAGUGCGUGUGCCUGGCGCGCAGUGUUACACAAAGCUACAACGCAGCCUACGAGCACCUCUUGCGCCAGCGCCAGCGUGAGCAGCGUGCGCUGCUGCUGGAGAGGUCUGCAUCGUCGGCGACCGGCAAGUGCGUGCUGGUGCGGCAGGCAGCAGCAGAUGUCGCAGGGGGUAGCCGAGGGGCCCUGGACUGCAGUGUAGACAAGACUCGUGUCUCUGCCGCCGGUCAAGUGUGCGGAGUGGACUCCAGUGAUGGAGAUGAUGAUGGUGAGGCGAGCUGGCUGGAUUCCGGCAUGGACCGGUACUUGUACGUGUCCUUUGGCUCCUCCAACAAGUCAACAACUCUGUCGCGGCGCUUGCAAAUGGAUCGCGCGAGUUCCCAUAGGUCAUUAGUGCACGUAGCCCGGCGCAGACAGGCACCACGCGCCGUCUCCUCGCCAACAGAACUCACGUACGACGAGCUGUGGCGCAUGUACGAGCGGCGUGCCCCCACCUCGGCGACAGCAGCAUCUGCACGCGACCCCGAAAAGCUGCCGCCAAUCUGA
Leishmania braziliensis MHOM/BR/75/M2904 is the source of this 3114-nucleotide messenger RNA. RefSeq lists its product as hypothetical. The record is from RefSeq and is a predicted model, not a curated record. Bases 1 to 3114 code for a protein of 1037 amino acids. The transcript has a single exon. NCBI's taxonomy places the organism in Eukaryota, Euglenozoa, Kinetoplastea, Trypanosomatida, Trypanosomatidae.